This is a messenger RNA of Sitophilus oryzae (rice weevil), 516 nucleotides long. It is a transcript of the gene mRpL55, whose product is annotated as 39S ribosomal protein L55, mitochondrial. Gene Ontology annotation, molecular function: structural constituent of ribosome. Gene Ontology annotation, biological process: translation. The transcript is spliced from 2 exons. The coding region runs from base 88 to 396 and encodes 102 amino acids. Gene Ontology annotation, cellular component: mitochondrial large ribosomal subunit. The record is from RefSeq and is a predicted model, not a curated record. Lineage: Eukaryota; Metazoa; Arthropoda; Insecta; Coleoptera; Curculionidae.
AAACAUUGAAAAAAGAAGAUGAUUAGGAAAUAACCUAGUUUUCUAUCUCUUAAAAUAAGAUUUUUAAGUUUACUUUCUCGUUCAAUAAUGAGUAAUUUCCAACAAAUAAGAUUUCUGAGUUCAAUAUCUGCCUCAAUUACGCGACCACACAGGUUAACAUACGUAAGGACAUAUCCCACGAUAGUUGUUCAGCCAGAUGGAUCAACAUUUAAAAUUAGGUACCCAGAACCAAGACAAAUUAUUAAGUUACCAAUGAAUAUCUGGACUUUGAGUGAAGCCGAAAGAAAGGCUAAAUUGGAAGCUAGAAAACCUAGAAAGAAGGUUGUUAUCGAGGAAGAUAUCGAAGAUUCCUUCGAUUCCAGUACUUAUUUGAAGUAUUUAAAGAAAAAGAAGUAGUGUAAUUUAGGAGAACAGAUUAUUUAUUGAAUAAAUUAGUACUUUUUAAAAUAUUUUCCAAAUUGAAAUUCUUCUUUUUAAAUUUUAUGGCAUUUGAAUAAACGUAGUUUAUUUAUCUUC